AUGGCGGUCACCGGGCAGCGAGUGCUGGGCUGGGGGGCCCGCGCCGCCGCCCUGUGCCGCGGGCUGCGCUCCGGCCCCCCGAGGCUGCAGGACACGGCGGGGGCGGCUGCCAAGGAGACGGAGAAGCAGAGCGCGACCGAGCAGAGCUCUUCAAUCCUGCAGAGGAACUCCAUGAGAUGGGAUGGCAAGGUUUAUGAAGAGGUCCCGAUAGCUCACAUCAAAGCAACGUACAACAACACGCACAUCCAGGUGGUGAGCUUUGACAACCAGCCGUUUUCCCGCACGUCCUGCGGCACAGAGGGCUUCCAGAACGCCAAGAAGGGCACGGCCAUCGCAGCCCAGACCGCAGCCAUGGCCGCAGCUGUGGCUGCCAUCAAGGGGCUGACAAUGGGAGGUUUGGAGGUCAUCUCCAUCACAGACAACACCCCAGUCCCCCACAAUGGCUGCCGCCCACGCAAAGCCAGGAGACUGUGA
This is a messenger RNA of Oenanthe melanoleuca, 474 nucleotides long. It is a transcript of the gene MRPS11, whose product is annotated as mitochondrial ribosomal protein S11. The transcript is spliced from 5 exons. Bases 1 to 474 code for a protein of 157 amino acids. The record is from RefSeq and is a predicted model, not a curated record. Gene Ontology annotation, biological process: translation; maturation of SSU-rRNA from tricistronic rRNA transcript (SSU-rRNA, 5.8S rRNA, LSU-rRNA); ribosomal small subunit assembly. Gene Ontology annotation, molecular function: structural constituent of ribosome; mRNA 5'-UTR binding; small ribosomal subunit rRNA binding. Gene Ontology annotation, cellular component: ribosome; mitochondrial small ribosomal subunit. Lineage: Eukaryota; Metazoa; Chordata; Aves; Passeriformes; Muscicapidae.